This is a messenger RNA of Empidonax traillii (willow flycatcher), 1049 nucleotides long. Its product is annotated as AT-rich interactive domain-containing protein 4B-like. The transcript is spliced from 8 exons. Gene Ontology annotation, molecular function: transcription cis-regulatory region binding. Gene Ontology annotation, cellular component: nucleus. The record is from RefSeq and is a predicted model, not a curated record. The coding region runs from base 159 to 902 and encodes 247 amino acids. Gene Ontology annotation, biological process: regulation of transcription by RNA polymerase II. Lineage: Eukaryota; Metazoa; Chordata; Aves; Passeriformes; Tyrannidae.
AAAACUGCCCAACGGCCCAGAGCUGCCCAACUGCCCAACGGCCACUGAGCCUGGCAUCCUGCACUGCCACUGCUCCUACAGCACUUGGUUGGCUGGUUUUGUUUUCCAGUUUGUUUCAGUGUUGACAAAGUCCCUGUCUUCAGUAGAAAGGUCUCGGCAUGGACUGUAGGAAGAAUAAAACUGACAGAGAGAAGGAGGAGGAGCAUUCAGUGCUAAAUACUCCUGCAAUUCCUGAGUCACCUUUGUCUGUAACGGUAGUAGAGUCCAGUAGACAGUCCAGUGUCACCAUCUCUGGGAGUCUUCCACCAAAUCAAGAAGAGAUACAAAGCAUCAGAAGUGAAACGGAUGGCACAGUAAAGGCACACAGUGUUGUAUCGGGGCUGCAAGAUUUCCAGUCUGAGGAAAAUAGUUGUCCAACAGGUUUUGAUGUCGGUGUCAGCUCCAAUAGUAGUAAGCAAGCAGAGCCAGAGCAUGCUGAAAACGUGUUUAGAGACAAAAAAGUCCUUCAAGAUGCUCAGGGAAGAGACAGCUCCUCAAAAAAGCAGAAAACAAGCCUCAAAACCUCUGUGAACAGCCAAAAGAAGAGUAAAAGUAGAAAGUGUGGACAAAAUAAAGAGAGGGAGUCUCAUCUUAAAGAACAGGAUAAUUGUUUGCCCAAAGUUUGUAAACGGAGUUUUCAAGUGUAUGACUUGGAAAAUUUGACCAGUGAUGAGCGCAUAGCAGUUCUCCAAGCAAAAAUGCAGGAAAUCCAGAAACGUUACCUGUUAUUGAAAGCUGAGGUGGCUGCCAUUGACCGGAGAAAGCGCUUAAAGAAGAAACAGCAGGAAAGGGCUGCUGCCAUGUCAAGUUCCUCACCGGAUGGAAUGUCAGGGGAAUGCAGCACGAAGUGUAGCCCAUCGUGAAUGUAGCACCAGUCGAAACAAAGCUGAAUUUUGAUUCUUUUUCAUUAUGGUAGUUUGAAAAUUUCCUGAAGAUAUUCACUGAUCAACUGCCUCAAGUUCAGAUUCAGUGUAACUGAAACUGGAAUAAAACUUUGUGUUCUCUGCCUA